UUCAAGGCAAAAGUGCACCGCCACAUGUCUGACGCCAGUAAAAAAAGUGGUCCCCAUUUUCUGGUGGGGUCGUUGCGAGAGCACCCCUCCAUGCCACAUCACGUGCUGGGUGCUAUCGAGACAGCUGUACUGUAUGUAUAGCCUGGGCCAUCACCAACGGUAUAGACGACGGGCGGCUCAGUAGACGGACAUACGAACCGAAAUCGACAAAAUGGACCCCUACUCAGCAGAAGGUGAAUUGGUUAACAUCCAUAACCAUUUCCACCAAGGCCAAUAUCAGGAAGUCGUCGACUUCGAUACCUCCGCCUUCUCUCCUGAGAAUGCCAUCCCCGCCAAGGUAUUAGUCCUGCGCUCGAAGGUUGCUUUGGGACAGGCCAAGGAGGUUCUCAGCGAGGUCAAGGGCGCAAAGGAGCCAGAAUUUGAAGCCGUUGGUGCUCUCGCACAACAGGCUCUCGGCAAGGAGGACGACGCUGUCAAGACGAUUGAGAAGCUUGCCGCUUCAGCGGGCGACAACACAACCGUCCAAGUAGUUGGAGGUACCGUCUUACAGGCUGCUGGAAAGUCGGAAGAGGCAAUUGCGCUCUUGUCGCAGCACCAGGGUAGCCUUGAUGCCGUCGCUUUGAUCGUGCAGAUCCACCUUCAGCAAAACCGAACCGACCUUGCGAUCAAGGAAACUACUGCUGCCAGAAGAUGGGCGCAGGAUAACCUGCUGGUAAACCUUGCCGAAUCUUGGGUCGGCUUGAGAGUCGGCGGCGAGAAGUACCAACAAUCUUUCUACGUUUUUGAAGAGCUUGCUCAAGCUCCUGCUACAUCUUCUGUUGGCAGCCUUGUCUCACAAGCUGUUUGCGAGCUACACCUUGGACGUGUUGAGGAAGCACAGGCUGCCCUUGACCAAGCUCUCGAGAAGGAGCCGGGUAACGUACACGCCAUUGCCAACACACUCGUCUUGGCUACUGUCACCGGCAAAGACUCUGCUGAACUUUCUGCCUCGUUGAAGAAGGCCGACCCCAAGCACCAAUUGCUCACCGAUUUGGCGGAGAAGAGCGACGCCUUCGACAAGGCUGCCUCAAAAUACAAAGCAAAGGUUGCGGCUUAAUUAUAAGGAUAGAAAAAAGAUGACGAUAAUGACUUGUGUUUAUGUGCGCGAUAUAGGAUCAACUACAGCAAGCUAUCUGUGAUGUGCCUUGAAAUAAACAACUCAUGAUAUCAGCAUUUAGUGACAGUAUUUCUCCCUUUUUCGUUGACAUCCAUCUUCAGGACCCGUGCUACUCAAAUAUUUCUUUUCGCGGUUUUGUUGUCUUCGAGUUCCUCGUCAGGAAUCCAGAGAUAUGCCCUGACAUUGCUCUAGAAUGUCACCACAUCUCUUGGUUCGACAGAUUCCGAGGCUUUGGGCCCAGUGAAGAUAAGGGUGUCUCGGCAGAGUUCGUAGCUAUCGGAAAAGCUAGUAGUGGUUUUCUCACAAGUCGUAUUGUCGUUGUUUAAAUCUUGCAAAGCAACUGGCACGCGGUUGGGCGGCUUUGAGUCGAGUUCUUCGGAUUUUGAAGUUUGAGAAGGACAAGCCAAAUCCGCAGUCGAGGUAGAAUCUAGUGGAUAGGCCGGUGUGGCUGGCCAUGUUUCCAUCCAAGCAACGAUAGAUCUAACUGAAUCGUGAUUGCCAUUUGCGUACAAAGAUCGAGGAAGCUUCAGUCGGCUACCAGAGCGCUGCCCACGUCCAACGGAGCAGCUGUCAAAGGUUGUUGUUCCAGCGUAGGAUACAUCAUCGUUUGCUAUUUGGGCUGGAACAUUGCGAAUAGUUGGAUGGAAAUUCGUACCACUCAUAGGAUUUAAAGCAGGCAAUUACGAAAAGCCUGGUAUUAUGAUUUGAAAUCCAGCGAGAGGUGAGAGGUGAAGAAGGUGAGUUGACUGUGACGUGAACCCGCAUGAACGCAUUGUUUUAUAGUAAUAUUCGUGCAUCUGAAAGGAUCAAACAGAAACUGGAUUCCAAAAAAGUCUUCUAUUGGUCUAUGGAAGUCAUGAAUUUUUAAAACUCCGUUUGGGAUAUUCUGCCCGUAGUGAAUACCUCAGUUCCGCUGAAGAUAGUCCGUUCCCACAGUACAAAAUUCCAUUUACAUGCCGCUAAUUUCAAACAUUAUUUUGCUUAUUUCUUCUUGUUGGGGAACUUGGGGCUGCCAAUGUCAGCACCACGGAGCUUGACGUUCAGAAUACGCUCCAUGUUGCCCAGAACCUUCUGGUCGGGGGCACCGCUGCCGCGCUCGAGGUCGGCAACGAUGGACUGUGUGGUGUUGCACUUGGUGGCGAGGUCCUUCUGGGUCAUCUUGGGUUCCAUGGCCUGACGUGCCUGGGAGAUGACGUCGCCAACACGCUUGCCGACGGUGUUGGGCUUGAUGAUCUCAUCGCUACGGUCGACCUUGGUGAGUCGCUGGCCUUCGGCACCGCCGCUGGACUAUAUUGGACGUGUUAGUUUUCUGUUUCUGGUUCAAGUAGACGGCUAAUAAUUGGGCGAGCCAGAGGUAAUCAGACACCAGCGUUGAUCUGGUUCCUCAUCACUCCCCCGGCACCCCCAGAUCAAACACUUACGGCAUUGGCUGAGGCGUAUUUCUUCUCGGUGGAAAUGGCGGCACCAGCACGCUUGGCAGCAUUCAGAGCACUGCCCUUGACAACUGUCUCACGAGCGACACCAGCGCCGUUUCCACGAACGCGGCUACCAAUCUUGGUGGCGGAGUCCCAGUCGUCAGACAUGUUUGCUGUCGGUGAAGGUUUGAACAGGUGGUGGGAUGUGGCGGGGUAAAACGUGAUCGGCUCGAUUGGCGGAAUGCGAGUCGAAAAUCAGUGCGUAGGUUGGUAUUUUGCUUGGUCGACGAAUACUCAGCGGCGCACGGCGUGAAAUUUAUAUGAAGAUGCAGAAGUCAAGGCUGAUCAGGGUCAGGGUGGCCAGAGUUGAGUCAAUCGGCAAAAGGUUCUUCGUGGGGCGCCACGGC
[Torrubiella] hemipterigena is the source of this 2978-nucleotide messenger RNA. Lineage: Eukaryota; Fungi; Ascomycota; Sordariomycetes; Hypocreales; Clavicipitaceae. The record is from the annotation of a GenBank genome assembly.